AGUCCGAGUGAGCUCGGGUGGUGCGCGUAGUGAAAACCAGUCGACCUCUAGGCAGGCCGGAUGAGUGGAAAUUCAAGAACUUGGUGCUGCCCGUGUGAAAUAUGAAAGGACCGUUUCGGCUAUUAGUGCUUUAUGGUCUGGUGACCUUGGGAUCCUCCCAAGUGGAUGUGGAUCAGUUUGUGACGGUGAACCGUGGGCAAGAGGUCACCCUGAGAUGCGUCUACACGGGGACACUCAUACCUGCGAGUAUAAUCUGGCAGAAAGUAAACGGAGACUCCUCAGUGAGAAUCGCCAUUGCACUUUCCAGCGGUUACAGGAUUGACAAUAGCACCUUCUACGGGCGACUCAACUUCACAAACUACACCUCUGAACUGAGGAACGGAUCCAUCCGCAUUGAAGACAUCCGUCUCGGGGACGAGGGAGACUUCACCUGCAUGUUUGCCACUCUUGAUGUCGACGUUCAAGCAACAAUCAACCUCACUGUGAACGUGCCCCCAAAGGUUUUUCCAGAGUUUAACCCAUACGAGUUGGUAGACGGCAUGGGGCUGGUGACCGUGGCCACGUGCGUUGCUCAGGAAGGAAAACCCGCAGCCUCCAUCACCUGGAGUGGCCUCCAUGAGGGCAGCUUCAAUGAGACCACAGAGACGGAGCCGGACGGAACGGUGACGGUGAGGAGCCGCUACUGGCUGGAGCCCACGUACGAGAGCCACGGGAGGACACUCACCUGCAGAGUGGAGCACCCGGCCCUCGAGUCUCCAGUGGAGUACUCUACCACCCUGAACAUCCACUUUCCCCCAAAUGUCUCUCUAGAGUUAAACCAUUCCCAGUUGGUCGAGGGCAUGGGGCUGGUGACCGUGGCGACGUGCGUCGCUCAGGAAGGACAACCCGCAGCCUUCAUCACCUGGAGUGGCCUCCAACAGGGCAGUUACAAUGAGACCACAGAGUCAGAGCCCGACGGCAAGGUGACUGUGAGGAGCAGCUACUGGCUGGAGCCCACGCACGAGAGCCAUGGGAGGACACUCACCUGCAGGGUGGAGCACCCGGCCCUCGAGUCUCCAGUGGAGUACUCUACCACCCUGAACAUCCACUUUCCCCCGAAGCUCUUCCUGGAGUUGAACCCAUCCCAGUUGGUCGAGGGCAUGGGGCUGGUGACCGUGGCCACUUGCAUCGCUCGGCAAGGACAACCCGCAGCCUCCAUCACCUGGAGUGGCCUCCAUCAGGGCAGCUCCAACGAGACCUCGGAAGCAGAGCCAGAAGGCACGGUGACGGUGAGGAGCCGCUAUUGGAUGGAGCCCACGCACGAGAGCCACGGGCGGACGCUCAUCUGCAGGGUGGAGCACCCUGCUUGGGUACCGGCUCGAGUGGAGCUCUCCACCACCCUCGACAUCCACUACGAACCGAGAGUGAGCAUCGCUGGCUAUGAUGGUGAUUGGCACGUGGGGAAGGAAGUAGCUUCCUUGACUUGUGAAGUGGACGCAAACCCCAGCAUCACGCGAUAUCUGUGGGGCAGGCAAGACGGCUCCCUGCCCAACGGGACAGUUAUUAGUGGCAACUCCCUGUCCUUUGAGCGGCCGCUAGCGGAGUCAGACUCUGGGUCGUUCUCCUGCUGGGCCAAUAACUCAGUGGGCUGGGGCGAGGCGGUGGUUAUCAUUACCAUCCGGCCAGGUGGUGAUGGUGGCGUUGAGCCCUGGGUCAUAGCCGUUGCUACCGUAGUGCCGCUGAUGGCAUUGGUGGCAGUGGUGGGAGCCGUUUACUACUUCUGCUUCCACAAGAACGGGAAACCUCUGAAGCGAAAGGGUGAAGAUGAAAAUGACCAGCAAAGAGCCCCAGUUGAAACGCCGCAACACAAAGAGCUUCCGUACGAAUACAUCGACAGCAAGCUGCCAUCCCGCAGUGUGGCGUUAGAACGGCCACCCUUGGGGGGUGUCACGGCAAUGCCUGAAUAUGACACUGUGCCUGAAGAACUCUCUUCUUGGAACCGCAUGCAACAUCUGGAUGAGAGAAUAGUGAGUUCUACCGAAACGAACCCACCAAACCAAACGGCCAGUAGUCACUACGAGCUUCUGAAGCCGCGUGCGGAAAGCGUCUACGACAAAUUAAACCACCCCACGUACAUGAACGCUUGAAAGUGACCACCUCGGGAACCACGCGCGCACUUAACACCGCCAGCAAUCAGCACUCACGUGGAAUUCAAAAUGCAAGAGCCCACGGGGAUGAAUCCCAGGUUACAUUUAUCCGUCAUAACGACGCACAAAGAUCCACGUAUAGCGAGUAGCAGCUAUGAAGGUCGGCUAGGCACAUGAGGGGGUGGGUGGUAAACACCACGCCUGACCACCUUUGUCUCUAAAGUUGUCAUGUUUAUACAUCACACCAGGUCCACAUUUGAGGCCCAUGACCGGUUCAGAUAAUCGCUAUCACUGGUGUUGGUCGUGAUGGGGAAUCGAACUCGGGUCGUAGCCGGGUUCGUAGCACAGCAUGUUAAUCGCUACGCUACCACUCCCCACACACACAACAACCGCCAUUCGCCACUAAGUGGUGGUGACGUCUCCAUGACGCUUGUGCCAGGCCAUGUGCACCUUGAGGCCACGUGAAGUGUCGAACGCCCGCUGGCAGGAGAUUGGAGGGCGACUGACUCCAACUGCCCAGUAGCGUCCUUCACGAGCCUCCUCCACAGAGGCCGAUCUUGACACUGCUGGUACCAGUCAUUGGCAAGUCCACUCAGCUCCACAUCCUCCUGUACCACGUCACUUCAUCUCUUCUCUAGCCCGUGCCGCACCCAUUUAGCCCCCUCGAUCCGGCCGAACAAAAGCUGUUUAGGCAUGUGAUAGCUGGGCAUGCGGGCUACAUGACCCAGCUAACGCAGCCUUGCCUGCCGGAGGAACUCACCGAUGGGACUUUGUCCAGAUCUUUCAAGGAUAUGUGAGCUCCUCGCACAAUCCACCUUGGUUAAACCCAAGAUGGAUCGUAGGCAGGCCAGCCUAAAUGUUUCUAACCGAC
This is a messenger RNA of Lethenteron reissneri (Far Eastern brook lamprey), 2997 nucleotides long. RefSeq names its product nectin-2-like. Gene Ontology annotation, cellular component: adherens junction. Gene Ontology annotation, biological process: heterophilic cell-cell adhesion; homophilic cell-cell adhesion. The record is from RefSeq and is a predicted model, not a curated record. NCBI's taxonomy places the organism in Eukaryota, Metazoa, Chordata, Hyperoartia, Petromyzontiformes, Petromyzontidae.